Messenger RNA from Mangifera indica (mango), 356 nucleotides. RefSeq names its product small polypeptide DEVIL 14-like. Gene Ontology annotation, biological process: negative regulation of cell population proliferation. The record is from RefSeq and is a predicted model, not a curated record. NCBI's taxonomy places the organism in Eukaryota, Viridiplantae, Streptophyta, Magnoliopsida, Sapindales, Anacardiaceae. The coding region runs from base 180 to 287 and encodes 35 amino acids. The transcript has a single exon.
CCCCUGUUCAACGCUUCUCCUUCUCUCUCUCUAUAUAUGAUGCCUGCUUAAUCAAAUCCCCCAAAAGUGCAUCAAAUCAACAAAAGCAUAUAUAACUUCUUUGCUUGUGCAAUUACACUGUCUACUGCACAAAAAUCUUGUUCUUCAAGUUGAAGGUGUUAAGGAGGAGUGCUAAGGGUAUGAAGUUCGGGUCAUGGCAGAGAAUUUCGAGGCAAAUUCGAGAGCAGCGGGCCAGGCUUUAUAUUAUAUGGAGAUGCAUUUUGAUGCUCCUAUGUUGGCAUGAAUAGCAGAGAAUUAUAGUUGUAAUCUUCCAAGAUGGAGGUACCUCAGAGUAAACUAAUUAUAUAUAUAUAUAU